CCCACUAGUCACCACCACCGCCACAGUCUAGAGCGCCUAGCAUUUCACCACGUACUACGAAUCUAGCUAGCUCCUCGAUCGCUCCUCUCAUGGCGUCCAGCUCGAGCGCGUUGAGGAUGCCCGCGGCGGUGUGCGCCGUGCUCGUCCUGCUGCUGCUGUCCGCCGUCUCGCGCUGCGAGGCCGACCUCCUGCAGGUAACGGUGGCCGGCGGCCGGAGAAUGCUGGCCGGUGGGAGCAAUGCCGCCGCCGCCUUCUCGCGGCCGACGGAGACGACUGCCGGGAGUAGCUCGUGGCGGGCAGCAGAUGGGAGGGCGACGGCGGCGAUGCCGUACUCUGAGUCGAAGAGGUCCAGCCCCGGCGGCCCGGACCCUCAGCACCACUAAUGAUCAAGUAAACUCGCCUUGUAAAGUAACUUGUGUCGGCUAAGGAUGCGCCGUAAGUUGGAAUCUAUGAGUCCCUCGACUUCGACUUCUAGAGAGUCAUAUACUAUCUUACUCUUUUCAUUAAUAAAUGACUCAACUUUGUAAUAACUUUAUAGAGAGUACUUAACACACAA
This is a messenger RNA of Triticum urartu, 556 nucleotides long. RefSeq lists its product as uncharacterized. Gene Ontology annotation, molecular function: receptor serine/threonine kinase binding. NCBI's taxonomy places the organism in Eukaryota, Viridiplantae, Streptophyta, Magnoliopsida, Poales, Poaceae. The record is from RefSeq and is a predicted model, not a curated record.